This is a messenger RNA of Nomia melanderi (Alkali bee), 7260 nucleotides long. It is a transcript of the gene wdp, whose product is annotated as Leucine rich repeat protein windpipe. Lineage: Eukaryota; Metazoa; Arthropoda; Insecta; Hymenoptera; Halictidae. Gene Ontology annotation, molecular function: protein binding. The record is from RefSeq and is a predicted model, not a curated record.
ACUACGUUCUCUCACUCGCAGUCUGUCAGAGUCCACAGUCCUAACUCGGCCUCAGGCUAAGAUAGAUUGUAUCUUUCGUCGGUUCGAUCUCGCCGGGGAAUUCAUCUCGCGCGCGUCAGCCACGUCGGCCCUGACCGACCUCCUCUGUCACGACCGAUCGAACGAUCCUCCAGUGUCGCCGAAAUUGUCCGACCCGACCGUCGCGUCGGCCGCACACGACCCCGCCGGUCCCCUUCGCUUCGCCGUUCGAUAACGUUCCGCGGAAAAACGGUUCCCGGCCGUUGUUGUUUUCAAGUGCUGGUGAACGCUAGGAUUCCAGGAUACUUUUCUUGUGCCACGGGAUACGGCACCGAUAGCCAGCGACCUAGGAGAUGCGCCCAAAAUUGCGACACUGUUGAAGUCACGUCUGAUCGAAUAAGCUGUAAAUCAGAUCGAAAGAUGCAGACAGCACCGUCCGUGCUGUCGUUGUUCCUGAUCGUCCUGAGCUAUUCAGGUUGGACAAAUGGGUUGUGCGACUUGGAGAACGGCACUGCAGCUCGUUGUACCGAGCUUAAAGAUGCCAAAUACAUAGAGACCUAUGAUCUGGAGACAUUGAAGGCUCCUGCGGUUGAGGUGGAUCUUCAUCCUGGUCUCUUCGAUAAUUUAACAACCCUUCGACAUUUGGACCUUUCGGGAGGCGACCUGCAACGACUGCAGCCAGGAGUCUUCGAAAAAUUGACCAAUCUCAGAAGCUUGAAUCUUGCUGAGAAUGAACUCGAAAGUCUGGAUGCCGGUGUCAUUCGCGGACUAAAUCAUUUGCACAGCCUGAACCUUCGUAGGAACAACCUCCGAGAACUACCACCAGGGAUAGUCGAAGUAAAAUCUCUUAGACACCUCGAUGUCCAAGGCAAUCCUCUGCAAUGCAACUGCGCGACGCUCCUCGUGAGGGAUUUGAUUACGAAGCAAGGCGUAAAGAUUUCAAAGAAAACUGUCUGCGCUGGUCCGAAGCAUAUAAAAGGAACGUCUCUGUUCAAACCGGAUGCAGCGAUCACCUGCAACCUCGAAGAGCAAGAUCAUGAAAUGCAAAAUGAUGAUCCUAUCGAUGAAUCAGAGCAAGAAUACGGGUCAGGUACUAACGAUAAGGAAGACAUUGAGGAAGAAUUCGUUAAUAUUUUGGAAACUUCUCCUGAACCUACCAAGGCGCCCGAAAUUGAAACACCUGCACCAGAGGCAGCCUGUUUGCCUGGAGACGCUGAGUGUCCUGUGCACACGUCCCAAGAAGAAGAGAUUUUCGUGGACUCUACUGAGAAGAAAGAGGAUCCAGUUACUCCAGGGAUGGGAAGGAAAAAGGUGUACAAGGAUGCUUUGUUCUCCCCAAUCGAGGGGUCUGGAGACGACGACGACGGCUCUGGUGAAGGUUCCGGGACAGGAACAAUCUUCGACGGUUGGGGCAAGGUUGACGGACCGGUCGAAACCACUCACAGCGAGGAAGAGACGCAGUCGAUAGGAGAUAAACUAUUGAGCACGUUUUUCAACGUGUUCUUGAGCACCAGCGAGCUUCCAGAAACAAAGAAGGACCUUGACCUAGAGGAAGAACAGUUUAUCGUCGCGUCCACCAGCAAAGCUGACGAGAAGGUUGUCGUAACGAAGAAAAUCACUGAAGACGAAUCAGCUCCGGUCACCGCUAGCAGCAGUACUGAAACAGUUCAAAAUAUCACCACGAUAUCAGUUCACACUAACGUAGAAGUGUUCGACGGUGAGCUGCCCGAUCUCUCGAAGGCAAGCAAUGUUAAAGCUGAGGAGGAUGAAGAGAACGACAAACUGGCUGAAGUCUCGGCAGCGAAACAGUCUAAGAAAGGGAUAGGUUCCUACGUGGUCCUUGCCGCGCUGUUAGCAAUUUUAGCCACCCUCAUAGUAUUUGCGGCUUAUAAAGGCGACUUUUGUAAGAAGAAGAGGAAACGCGGCGAUGUGGAGAGUGGCACUGAGAUGAAAGACAUGCAAAAGUCUCUGCUGGACACGGGCAACUCGACGCAACCGAAAGUAAUCACGAAUGGCAACGUAGAGAACGUGCCUCUGGUCGAAGACACAGCCGACCACGAGGAGACGAGAACAUCCAGUGAUCAUCAGAACGCGAUCAGCGCACCCAGGUCACUGAACGGCACCUCCGAACGCAUCGACCCGGUGAAACCGCCUAGAAGGAGCAACGGGAGGUCGAGCCCUGACGCGAACUCAUUAAAGAAUGACUCGCCAUCAGCGAGAACGAGUCCCGUCGACGUGACAGUGAGCAACGUCCCGUUGCUACCUGCCAACGGUCCACCUCUGAGUCCCGGUGCUCAGAGAGUGAAGAUCACUUUGCAAGAGAAUCCAGACAGCGUGCCGAAAACGCCUAUACUCAUCACGAGAACGAUGGCUGGUGAGAAUCUAGUCAAAACGCCAUGAAACCGAGCCGCGCGUUAGUCGACAGACAACGAGGAACGGUUCAAUCCACCGAAACGAUCGAUUAACAUGAAACGAAACACGAAUUUACAAGGAGCCUGAGAAACACGAAGAAGAAAUCGGCGCGACGCGAUCGUGUGUUCCGAUUCAAUGGAUUCAUUAGUGACGCCAGUGUUCCUAGGUCCAUGUAUCAUGGUCCUUCGUCGCCUUGGAUUUUCCUGGUUCAGUGAGAUGUAGAGUUACUAUCGAGUUUGUUAUCUUGAACACGAAGACAGGACUGUGUCUAACGGGCGAUCGAGUUCGGUAGCGUCGUAGUUCAACGGCAAUUGAGAGGAUUAGGAAGGGACGUGCGAUUCUGUGAAAUGAGAUUGUUUGUACAUAUUUGCAGAUAUAUAUGUAUAUGCAAACAUCCGUUGUUUGCAGAAGAUUUACGGAUAGAACAGAUUUGAUACAUUUUCAAAUACGCGUAUACAAUAUUAGCACACUAGUCAGUUCCCUCUAAGGAUUUUCCUUCUCGUGCAGGCUUGAAAGGGAUUCGAGUGUCGUUUAGGUCCAUUUUAGAAUCCUCUGAACUCGACAUUGUACCGUUACCUAUAACUUGAGCGCAAUUUCAACAUUCUUGUAAUAAUAAAAUCCUUUGUAAUUAAUGUUACGGUUGUUCUGUUUUUAAUAUUACGGAAUCAAUGGAACAAUAGUAUCGAAGAAUAUUACGAGGACGAGUGAACGUUAUUAAGCGGUAUUAAGUGUAUACAAUGGAAUAUGAACGGAAUAAAAGUUCGACUUUUGCAAGCGAAAUUUACUACUUAUAAGGAAGGGUCGCGAACGGUCUAAUUCUGAUUCGAGUGAAACUUUGUAGGCCUGUAGAACUGUUGCAAAUAGUACAUACGUACUGCAUUUUUUUAGUAGUAACUCAAAUUCAGACGUUAAGAUCAUUAUUUAACAUAUGAUUUCAACAUAAAAAGGAUUCUUUAGUUAUUAGUUGUAGAUGUAUUAUAAAAAAAUGUUUGCGUUCACAAAAUAUUUGUUGAAUUAUUGAAAAGAAAUGCAUCGUUCAUAUAAUAAAAAUUACAUCAUAUUUCAUUCUAAUAUACACCAUAUAUAAAAUCAUACUUAUAGUAUUUGUAACAAUUAAUGAAAAGAUUUUUAUUCUUACUGAUUUUUCUUCUGAAAGUGCUGUUUUUAAAUGAUAAGUACCAUGUAUAUAUUAUUCUGCAUAUAGCGUUGCGACGGCAAUGAUAUAUUUGUUGAAGAACUGUUUAAGAAAUAAAGAAUUUUUACAUUAUCCACGUUUCAUUAUCGCAGUAUCACUGCAAAUAUUAUAUCUGUAGUAAGUUCACUUUCGACGAAGCAAGAGCAUUUUAAAUCAAAUUUGAUAUUUUCUGUAUGUACUUUUGAAACCUCAAAUAUGAAGACUAAUUAUGAACCCCUGAUAAUAUAAUUAUUCAAAUAUACUAAAUUUAAUAUAUUGACUAGUUGAAUAUUGAGUUGGGUAUAUUAUUUUGAGCAGAUUCUAGUUUUAUUAUAUUUUUCUUAUCCCGAAGGAUUAUUCAUCAAAUUCUAAUGCUUAUAUUUUCAGUAAUUAUACAGGUUUAAUUUCCUGUAUAUCUUGCUUUUGCGACAGUUAAUAUCAUACUCCUAUUCUCACCGUUUAGUGACGUAAUUUCACAAGACUUCGAACUAAAGAAAUGAUAAGUGUGAAGUAAUGGUAAUGAAAACUGAAUAAUUCUUUUCUUCACUGUAAUAGAAGAUUUUAUAGUUUUACUUUUGAAUGUGAUUUUAUUCAAGGUUUUCAUGAACUUACCACAGAAAUAUAUCAAACUUAUCGGAACUUAAUUUUUCUAAUUUUGAGAUUCCAGAAGAAAUAUUACGAAGACAAAAUAAACUUUGUUCCUUUAGUGGCCCGUAACAUCUUCUAUUUUAAAAAAUUAUAAUAAAUAAUUAACGAAAUUAUCCUUAAUGAACAAGUAUGUUUAAAAAAAUAACGACAAAUAGAAGAUUACGAGAUAGAUAAUUCAGUGAUUCAAACUUUUGGAUUCCAUCAGAAAAAACGUUGAGUUGCUAGAAUUAAAAAAAUAUUUACUUAUUAUUUAUAGUUACUCUACAAGCCUACAAAAUUUCAUCCAAACUGAAGACAGACUGCUCGUGAUCCGCCCUCGUUAGUUAUUAAUUAAAAGAUAAUUUAUAGAAAAUUUCUAUUGUAUGAAUUUGUAACAAACAUUCCAAGUCGGUCGUAUCAUCUUAUCCGAUAAACGAUUAGAUCAUUUUACCUUUCAUUAUGUAAUAAACGAUUCGCCAGAAUGAUGUCAAAGUUUUGGUUCAAUGUCUUACAUUCGAAUACAAUUUUUCGAAUUAUCAUUAUAAUAUUUCAUCUCUAAAAUAUUUAUAACGUUUAAAUGUAAAUUGCCACACUUUCCAUAUACAGGUUCAUUAAGAAAUAAUAUCGUAAUUUGUUGCAUAAUCUUUUGUUAUUAUCUUAAGUGAAAAUAGUAAGAAGCGCAAAUAAAAACUUUACAGAAGUGAGUAGCCUUAAAUAAUUAAUUUGUUUAUUAAUACAAAGUUUAUAAAUAAGUUUAUAAAUGUUAUAUAUUGUUCAAACACUUGUUGAAAGGCGCUGAAAGUAAUGGGAGUCGUUCUUAAAAUUUGGAAAAAAUUCAAAUAUAGUCUCAAUAAUGUAGUAUUGAUUUUCAAAGAAAAUCCUUUUCCUAAAGGAAAUGAAUUUUGUUUAAUAUCCAUUAUAAAAUCAUACUGAUAUUAGUAUUAUUGGUAUUGUAUCGUCGAUAAAAAGAAUGGCAGUAAAAUACAAUUUUCUUAAUUCUAGAAACAACCAUUCUCAUCACUUUCAUUAACUUUGUUUCUUCAAACCAAAUUUUUAUAUAUUCUUCGUUUUAACCAAAUGCGCGAUAUAUUAAAACAUUUACAAUUAAUAUAUUAAAAUAGAGUGGAUCUCCUUAUAAAAAUGUAAAUAAAUUGCUCAUAAAAUUAGUUCGCGUAAUUAGCGGCGAAAAGAAAUCAUCCUAUCGAUAUUGUGAUUACCAUCGAAGUACUGAAAAUGAGUAAUCUUUGCACCGUUAUAACAAUCCACACGUUAUCAUCAUUAUCGCCAUUUUGAAGUGUUCCCAUCAUGAAUCAACCACGUAACGUAAAAUAUACAUUAUUGUAACUAAAUAGCGGAGACGCAAUCAAUAUGAGUAUAAAUAUAUUUUUCAAUUGUUUAUAAUUUUAAUUAUGAAUGCAAAAUAAAAUAAAAAUAUUUAUCGAAUAAAUCUUUAUUCCUAAAGAUUACACAUUAAUUUUAUCGAUAUCUUAAUAAAUUUGGUUGGUAUUUGACCUCUAUGAGCUAAAGAUGUAUGUACUUAAAAAUUUGUAUUGUUCGUGCGAUACUUUAAAAAUUACAAACAUGAUAAUUUCAUAAAUGUGUAUUAAGAAAGAACUUGGUAGUAAGUUAAAAAUUUGUUAAUGUAUAUUAUUCACGUCCAUUUAUGAAAAUGGUGUAUGUAUAAUUCACACAUUAAAUACGAUGUGGACUACAUUUAAAAUUCAUCACAGGUACUAUUAUUAAGUUAACUAAAAUUUUCACCAGAAAGUUUACAAUAUAGAAAUUGAAAAAAUUGAUUAAUUAUAAGUGUUUCAUUUUAUACUCUUUUCUUAUGUAGAUAUUCGAUCUGCAAUGGUAUUAGUGUGGGAAAAAAGAACGGGGAGAGUAAUUAUAUAAACUUCUUUACUACGUAAAAUAUUAUAAUUAAAUAAAAAAAAGAUACGAUUUAGUAACAUACAUAUCUAUAUCUGCACAAUGUUAAAAUUAUACAACAGUUUUUAAAUUCCAAUGUUUGUAAAUGUAUGUAUUUUUUCGAAAUUAAUUCAAUAUUUUUCUAAUGAAAGUACAAUUAUGAUUCUGAUUACCAUAAAUAGAUUUUUUUUUCAUAAAAUAUUGAAUUUAUUAAAAAAACUCGUUCACAGUUGUUUUGAUUUUCUAAUUCUUAUUCUACUAUAAAAAAUAUGAAAACUAAGGCUAACUAAUGUAACAGUUAAGACAUCUAGCAUAGUUAUUUAAUGUUACUUCCGUAGUUUCGAAAUUGUGGUAUUUGGAAUGCAUAGUUGAGACUUUUUGUAUAAACAAUGAAAGUGGAAAAGAAUCCUUUUAAUAGUAUAGCAUUCUAUGAAACCUCUUAAACCUCUUAACGUUUGUUUGACCACGUUGACGAGUGAUUAAUGCGUUUGAUAUGAGAAAGUCUAUUACAAUUUUCUCUGCUUCACGUAUUGCGUUAAAUGAUGCAUUGAUACGAUCAAGUAAUUGCUUGUUGUGCGAAACUGACGCUAAUCGUUUCAGGUCAGCGUGAAAUUACUAUAAUUUCCUGGUUUUGUGCUAUUCUUCACACUAAGUUUCAACACAAUUGUAAUAUCGUUUUGAAAUGAGAAUACUUUUACACGGAUUAGGAAAAAUCUUAACAAACUUUAAUAUUUUACGUAAAGCUUAUUUUCGUUAACAAAAGUGUUUUAUUAAAAUAUUCUUAGAAUUAAAAAAUGAAGUAAAACUCAAUCGUAAAUAGUAUCAAAAAUCUGUACUUCAACCUUUUUUAUUGAAUAUUCAUUCGUUAAAAAUAUCAGAUAUGUUUUUAAUCGUGUAAGAGGAUAUUGAAGAACUGCAAUAAUAUUUAUUCGAUUAAGAUUUGAGUAAAAAGUCAAAUGUUAGAAUGGGAAGAUAGUAAAUGGAAGUGCGUAGAACCAUUAACUGCCACUAUUUUUGUACGCUUCAUUUUGUAUAUUUAUGGUAAAUAAUGAAACAAAGUGUAUCCAUAAAUAAAAUUAUUAUACAUGAGUCGUUUAAAUAAUACACAUGCUAAAUAU